AUGGGCGUCUUCGAGGAGGUCUCCAAGUUCAACGUCCACCUCAACAUCAUCGAGCGCGCCUGGGCCGCCUGGUAUCUCUGGAUGCAGAACGACACCCUGGCCACCGGCAUCUUGAGCUUCGUUAUGCACGAAGUCAUCUACUUUGGCCGUUCCGCCCCCUGGAUGAUUAUUGACGCCCUGCCUUACUUCCGCAAGUACAAGCUCCAGAACCAAAAAGUCCCUACGCUCAAGGAGCAGUGGGAGUGCGCCAGCCUUGUCCUCCUCAGCCACUUCACCGUCGAGCUCCCCCAGAUCUGGCUCUUCCACCCGAUUGCCACCUAUUUCGGCAUGGACUACGGUGUCCCUUUCCCUUCUUUCGGCAAGAUGGCUUUCCAGAUCGCCGUCUUCUUCGUCAUGGAGGACACCUGGCACUACUGGUUCCACCGCGCUCUGCACUACGGUCCUCUGUACAAGAACAUCCACAAGCUUCACCACACCUACUCGGCUCCCUUCGGCCUUGCUGCCGAGUACGCCUCGCCAAUUGAGGUUAUGCUCCUCGCCAUCGGAACUGUCGGGUCUCCAAUCCUGUGGGUUUCGCUGACAGGCGACCUGCACCUCUUCACCAUGUACAUGUGGAUCGUCUGCCGCCUCUUCCAAGCCAUUGAUGCUCACAGCGGCUACGACUUCCCCUGGAGCUUGCGCCACAUCUUGCCCUUCUGGGCUGGUGCCGACCACCACGACGUCCACCACGAGCGCUUCAUCGGCAACUACUCGUCCAGCUUCAGAUGGUGGGACUACAUGCUCGACACCGAGUCCGGCCCCGAGGCUGCCAAGCGCCGCCGCGACCGGAAGAUCAAGGCAAUGAAGGCCAAGGCCCAGUAG
Microdochium trichocladiopsis is the source of this 861-nucleotide messenger RNA. Its product is annotated as methylsterol monooxygenase. Gene Ontology annotation, biological process: ergosterol biosynthetic process. The coding region runs from base 1 to 861 and encodes 286 amino acids. Gene Ontology annotation, molecular function: iron ion binding; C-4 methylsterol oxidase activity. The transcript is spliced from 3 exons. The record is from RefSeq and is a predicted model, not a curated record. Lineage: Eukaryota; Fungi; Ascomycota; Sordariomycetes; Xylariales; Microdochiaceae.